UUGCAUAAACAUGUGAAUAUCCGCAAGCAACAAGAAGAAGAAGCAUUUAUUUACAUGCGGAUUUAAUUUUAUUUGAAAGCUAAGAUUAAACUAAUUUGAGUUGUUCCGGAGCCGAGAAAAAUCAUGCUAACACCACAUCGCGAUAUAACGAAUAGUUGUCUGAUAUGCCAGGCAAUUGAAGAAGACAAUGAUUACGAGGCACUGUUUACGGUCAACAAGGAAGAAGCUAGUGAUAAUGGAUAUGCACUAACGGCAAUUGGGGAAAUGUAUGAGGAACUAAUCGGCCUUAAAAUACCUUUGGAAAUGUGUAACAUUUAUCCACAGUUUUUAUGCAACACCUGUGAUUUACAGAUGAAGUUAUUUAAAAAAUUGCAACUAAAAGCCAGACGUACUGUGGAGUUAUUAAAAGAAAUUUAUGAUGCUGAAGAACUGGUGAAAGAGGAUUUAUAUAGUGAAUGCUGUGGUAUAGAAUGUACUGAUGAAGAUAAUGAUCUAGAAAAUAUAUUGGUCGAAAUGAAAUCAGAAGAAGAAGGGGAAGAGCGAGUAGCGGAGGACGAGGACCAGGAAAUUAUUGAAGCAAAUAAUAACUUAAUGAAGGGCGAAACACUUUCACAGCAUAUAGAAAUAUUGAAUGACUUGGAAGAAGUUGAAACAAAUGAUUGUGUUACAGACAUCCGUGAAUUUAUCACUCACACUGAUCAAUUCCGUGUAGAAGAAAAUCGGCCUGAAAAUCAGAUUGAAGAAUAUGUUUUGAAUUUCAAUGAAAAUUCUGAAACUUGCAUACAAUACCCUGAAGAUCAGGAAGAGGGCGAAUUAUAUCAAGAGGAGCUCAUUGAUGAUCACCCAAACGAAUCUAGAAAAAGAAAAAAACCGAAAGAAGAUCUUAAUUGUUUGGCUUGUGGAAUUAUUUUUGAAGAUGCAAUAGAAUUUAAAUAUCAUUUACGCUCCGAGCAUGACGAAAAGUAUCCUUGUGGUGAAUGCUCCAAAUUAUUCCAUUCUUCAAAAUCUUUAAAAUUGCAUAUGAAUUUACACAAUGGUUUACUGCCUUAUCAAUGUGAGCCUUGCCAGCGUUCGUUUAAUCAAAAAGUUCACUUUCUAAACCAUCUAAACCGUCAUAAUAACAUCAGGAAUUUCAAAUGUGACGAAUGCGAUAAAUCCUUUUUUGCCAAAGCUGAUUUAAAAAUUCAUGCACGCACUCAUACGGGCGUAAGACCUUACGUUUGUAAGAUAUGUUCAAAAAGCUAUAUGCUAUCGGAUCAUUUACGAACUCACCUCUACACUCAUACAAAUCAGAAAUUUGAAUGUAAAUUUUGCCCACAAAAAUUUAGCACACCAUCGACUCUUAGACUCCAUCAAAAAACCAUUCACUUGAUGGAGAAACGUUUUAAAUGCCAGUAUUGUGAAAAACUAUUUCGCCGUAAGCAUCAUUUGAUGAAUCACAUAAAAAACCUUCAUGCGGAUUUGGAGUAUGCAUACGAAACGGAAUUAUGUCAGAAUCCUUCAGUUGAAACAAAUAACGAUAAUCCCACUGCUGAUUUAUAUAUGGAUAAUAAUGAUAUUAUAAGUAGUAUAACUGGGGAUUGUCAUGGGUAUAUAGUAUUUCCACCAGCAGUAGUUCCAACGUAAUAGAAAGUCUUUUCAUAUUUUAUUGCUAUUAAUAAAACUAAAUUCGACUUUGCGGAUUUAAUUUGAAUUACUCGAAAGAAUCGAGUUUGCUUGGUCACUUUCUUAAAAUAACAAACUAAAUAAGUUAAAGGGCAGAGAUGCGUAGCAAAAUUCC
This is a messenger RNA of Glossina fuscipes, 1780 nucleotides long. RefSeq names its product zinc finger protein 33B-like. Gene Ontology annotation, molecular function: RNA polymerase II transcription regulatory region sequence-specific DNA binding; zinc ion binding; DNA-binding transcription factor activity, RNA polymerase II-specific. The record is from RefSeq and is a predicted model, not a curated record. Lineage: Eukaryota; Metazoa; Arthropoda; Insecta; Diptera; Glossinidae. Bases 124 to 1626 code for a protein of 500 amino acids. The transcript has 4 exons. Gene Ontology annotation, cellular component: nucleus. Gene Ontology annotation, biological process: regulation of transcription by RNA polymerase II.